AUGUCUGCAUCCGUCGACAACUCAACCUGGGGCGGCGCCGGCGCUUGGGGCGCCAAUGGCGACGACCAGUGGGGCUCCGGAGGUGAUGCUUCCCGCGGCUUCAACGCCGACUCCGAUGGCGGCCCAUGCACCACCUGUGGCGAGACUGGUCACACCAAGCAUGACUGUGCGAAGCCCAACAUCUUCCCAGGCGCUUGCAACAACUGUGGCGAGGAUGGCCAUAUGGCCCGCAAUUGCCCCCAGACUCUUGUCUGCCGCAACUGCAACAAGGAGGGCCACAUGGGCCGGGACUGCCCCGAGGCCAGCACCAUGGAAUGCCGCCGCUGCGGUGAGACUGGACACAUGGCCCGAGAGUGCCCCAUCCCAAUGACUUGCCGUUCUUGCGGCAAGCCGGGCCACAUGAGCAAGGAGUGCCCCGACAAGCCCGCUCCCGUCUGCUUCAACUGCCAGGAGGAAGGCCACUCUGCCAAAGAGUGCAAUGCACCUCGCAAGGUCAACCGCGCCGACGUCCCUGACGUCGCCAGCAACGAGGCCUGGGAGAAGAUCAAGGAGGCCAUCAAGGAGCGCGAUCUUGACGACGUCAAGGAGGCUGUCCAGAUGUAUGUCAAGUCUCUCCCCGAGACCACCUACAUGGAUCUCGAGGAUGGCUUCCGCGCUCAGAACAUGGGCCUCUACCUCAUCGGCAUUGAGCGACCUCACCUCGCUCCGACCUUGACCAACAUGGAUCUCCAGGGUCACCUUGACAAGAAGUACACGGUCACUUAUCGCUUUUCCGAUAAGCCCCCCCGGCCUCGCGAGCGCGAUGUUUGGCCCGCCAGCCCCGAGGAGAACAAGGAGCGUCUUGCUGAUGGUGGCGAGGUGGUUGAUCGCGGUAUCCCCAAGUGCAGCAACUGCGAAGAGCUUGGCCACACCUCCAAGAACUGCACUGAGGAGAAGCGUGAUAACAUGGACAAGGCGGUUGUCAAGUGCUACAACUGCGACGAAGAGGGUCACCGCGUUCGCGACUGCCCGACUCCCCGUGUCGACAAGUUCGCUUGCCGCAACUGUGGUAAAUCUGGUCAUUCUUCCAAGGAGUGCACCGAGCCCCGCGAUCCGAGCACUGUUGAGUGCCGCAAGUGCAACGAGAUGGGCCACUUCUCGAAGGACUGCCCCCAGGGCGGCGGUGAUCGAAGCUGCCGCAACUGUGGCCAAGAGGGCCACAUGGCUCGGGACUGCACCGAGCCUCGCAAGCUGAUCUGCCGCAACUGCACCAAGGAGGGCCACCUCUCUCGCGAGUGCCCCGAGCCUCUUGACACCUCCAAGGUUCAGUGCCGCAACUGCGACGAGUUUGGCCACUUCUCCAAGCAGUGCCCCAAGCCUCUUGAUUUGACCAAGGUCAAGUGCUCCAACUGCCAGGAGAUGGGUCAUUUCAAGUCCAAGUGCCCCAACCCUCUCGCUCCCGAGGAUGAUGGCGGCUUUGGCGGCGGCGGUCGCGGCGGUCGCGGCGGCGGCCAUUCUUCGGGCUUUGGCCAUGGCGACACCACCGGCGGCGGCGGUUGGGAUCACGGUUCUGGUGCUGCUGCUGGCGACGGCGGCGGCGCCAAUGACGGCUGGGGUCAUGGUGCUUACACCGAGACUGCGGCUGACGACGGCGGCGGCGGUAACUGGUAA
Molecule: messenger RNA, 1650 nt
Organism: Thyridium curvatum
Lineage: Eukaryota; Fungi; Ascomycota; Sordariomycetes; Thyridiales; Thyridiaceae
Exons: 8
Coding region: 1-1650 (549 amino acids)
Biological process (GO): positive regulation of cytoplasmic translation
Cellular component (GO): cytoplasm
Molecular function (GO): translation regulator activity; single-stranded RNA binding; mRNA binding
Source: RefSeq, a predicted model, not a curated record